AUGGCUCACCAAGCGCCCACCAAGUUGGACAUCAACACGUCGUACACGAUGAACUCGGGCUACAAGAUCCCGGCGCUGGGCUAUGGCGUCUACCAGACUCCGGCGGCCGAGUGCGAAGAGGUUGUCCUGCACGCGUUCAAGACGGGUUACCGACACGUGGACUCGGCGCGAAUGUACCGCAACGAACAGCCGUGCGCCGACGCGAUCCGGGCGUCCGGCCUCAGGCGCGAGGACGUCUUCUUCACGAGCAAGGUGCCGCCGAAGUCGAUGAGCUACGAGGCGGCCAAGAAGGCCAUCGAGUCGUCCUUCGCCCAGACCGGGCUGGACUACAUCGACCUGUACCUGAUCCACGCGCCGUACGGCGGCAAGGAGGGCCGGUGCGGCGCGUGGAGGGCGCUCGCCGAGGCGCAGAGGGCGGGCAAGAUCCGCUCGAUCGGCGUGUCCAACUACGGCGUGCACCACCUGGACGAGCUCGAGGAGUACAUCCGCAACUCGGGCGUCGGGGGCACGCUCGACGUCGGCCAGUGGGAGAUCCACCCGUGGCUCCCGCGCAACGACAUCGUCGAGUGGGCCCGCAGGCGCAACGUCGUCGUCGAGGCCUACUGUCCCAUCGUCCGCGGCGAGCGCGCCGACGAACCCGUCCUCCAGGCCCUGUCCAAGAAGCACCGCAAGACCUGGGCCCAGGUCCUGAUCCGCUGGAGCCUGCAAAAGGGCUACGUCCCGCUGCCAAAGAGCGUCACCCCGACCAGGAUCGAGCAGAACGCCGACGUUUUCGACUUUGAGCUGGACGAGGACGACAUGAAGAGCCUGGACAUGCCGAACUCGUAUGAACCUUGCGCCUGGGACCCCACCACCAGCCACGAGUGA
Messenger RNA from Exophiala spinifera, 867 nucleotides. RefSeq lists its product as uncharacterized. The transcript has a single exon. Gene Ontology annotation, molecular function: oxidoreductase activity. NCBI's taxonomy places the organism in Eukaryota, Fungi, Ascomycota, Eurotiomycetes, Chaetothyriales, Herpotrichiellaceae. The record is from RefSeq and is a predicted model, not a curated record. The coding region runs from base 1 to 867 and encodes 288 amino acids.